This is a messenger RNA of Saccharomycodes ludwigii, 732 nucleotides long. RefSeq lists its product as uncharacterized. The transcript has a single exon. The record is from RefSeq and is a predicted model, not a curated record. NCBI's taxonomy places the organism in Eukaryota, Fungi, Ascomycota, Saccharomycetes, Saccharomycodales, Saccharomycodaceae. The coding region runs from base 1 to 732 and encodes 243 amino acids.
AUGUCCCAUCCCUACAAUUCCAAUAAUAAUAAUAUUUCAGAUCAGGUUUCAUCUGAACAUGGCACUCACACUGGGGGGAAUUCAGAUAGUCUUUCGAACAUUGAAGUACUUAAGAAGUUUAACAAUUUGAUACUCUCUUUCGACCAUAAGUGUAUGGACAAGAGUAACUUCGUUCCUGGUAUGAAAAUGUUUAUAUUUCAAAUGAAAUGUGAUGGUUUAGGGUGUUUGCUUGAAAAUGAUGCUGAAUCCGUCCUUGGUCCAGAGACGUUAAAAAUGGCAGGUGAAUUUUUUUUGUAUUUUAAAAAAUAUUUUCCAGAUGGUUUGAAUUCAAGCGAUGGUUUGCAAAUUCUGAUUGAUAUCAAUGCUGGUACUUAUGAUAAAACCAAAACAUCAAUUACAAGAGAAAUUUUUCAGGAAUGGUCCAGCUUGUAUUAUGAUGGUAACGUUAGUGCAGCAAACUACAUCACUAGGGUGAAAAAUUUGGUAGCUAGAACUAAGAAGUAUCAUUGUGAGAUGAGUGAAUACAAGAUGAAAAGGAGGAUUAUCGCAUCUGUGAAUGAGCUUUAUCCCGAUGUUCAGAACAUUAUUUCUCACCAAAACAAUGGUAAGUUAAAUGUUGACUUCGAAAAAAUCUAUGAAGUUAUCACAACUGUAUCUAAAGAAAAAGAAAGGAAAGCAAUCGAGUCCGCCUUUUUCAAAAUCGAGGCAAAAUUGGUACCGGAGAUUAAAUAG